GAUCAGAAGCAGGCUGACCUCAGCAGCAGGAGAACGUAGAUGAGAAGGUGUCACGCUCACCAGGCCUGUUUGCCUGCUAGAAAGGGCAGUAGAAAAUGAGCAGGGCAGGGGCUGCAGCAGGAGAGCAGAUGUGGGUGAGUCAGCUGUGGCUACUGGCAUCUGUGGGUGGCAACAGUGCCCUGGCUGCUAUGAGUUAUUCCCACGGUGCCAUCACCUUAGGUUCAUGUCCCACCUGCUUGUCCUGGGCAUAGUACAGGUUUAGCUUCUUGUGGUCAGAGGGGUCCCUGGGCUGCCCCUCAGUCACAGCCCUGGCACCACGCUGCCUUUUCCACAGAGGUUCUUUUCUCUGCAACAGUCAGCAGCUUGGACAUCAUCCUCAAAAGCAGCUGCUGUAAGGUGAUGGAGGAAAGGUCUCCAGAGAAAAGAGACCAGGGAGGAACUGGAGAGGGCAAGGAUCAAGAACUCCUGUUGGUCAAGAGUCAGGCUGUUAAUAGGUUUAAGCUGAGGAACUACAUAUCCAGUCUGAAAAUCAAGAGGAUUAUAUAACUGGAGGAAAAGUUAGACAGUGGAACCUGCUGCCAAGACAGAGGUUGUGAAACUGGAGAUAUUCAGGGCUAGGCUAGACACCCAUCCAGCAGGGGUGGCUUUGGAAUGACUGAGGGAACAAUGCAAACAGCCUGACUGCAUGACCCAGUAACAGCCCCUUCCAGUCCAAGUAUGUCUGAGAGGCUUCAGCAAUGCAGUUGGCAGCUUGUCCGCUUCCAGCAGAGCAGGGACAUGUCCUUGCCAGCUGUGCCAGCAGUGCCUCCUGCUAAAGCCAAGCUGCAGCAGCCUGGGGCCGAGCCCAGCACCUUUAACAGCACUUCUGUUCCUGCUAGGUUCAGCUUGCCCUCGAUCCAUGUGAAGCCCUGCUGGGAGCCCCUCCUCGAGACCCCCAGCCUCCCGCUGCGUGGUGCCCCAGGGCAGCCUGUCCAGAUGAGCAAGGCAUCCCCCCAGGCCCCCGGCACGGAGGCCAACGGCGUCAGCGUCAUCUACAGCCAGGCGCACGGCAGCGGCCUGCAGCAGGUGCCGCAGCUGGUGCCCGCCAGCCCCGCGGGCGGGGGCAAGGCCGUGCCCCCCAGCAGGCAGGGCAAGAAGGGCUGCCUGGUGGACAGGAGCAGCGAGGAGUACCGGCAGCGGCGCGAGCGCAACAACAUGGCGGUGAAGAAGAGCCGCCUGAAGAGCAAGCAGCGGGCGCAGGACACGCUGCAGAGGGUCACCCAGCUGAAGGAGGAGAACGAGCGCCUGGAGGCCAAGAUCAAGCUCCUGACCAAGGAGCUGAGCGUACUGAAGGACCUGUUCCUGGAGCACGCGCACAACCUGGCGGACAAUGUGCAGCCCGCCGGCACUGAGCCCCCCAGGGCCAGCCCCGACAGCAGCGGGCAGUAGGCGCUGCCGCAGCCCCUGCCCUGUGCCCUGCAGCUGCCUGCAGUGACCCGGCACACACUGUCCUCCUGACCUGGCCUCGGGCGCUUUCCCUCCCUCUGGGUUUAACACUGAAGAUUUGAUACAGUUGCACCAAAAGCCACCUGGGUGCUCUCUGAGACCUUCCCUUCCUCCCAGGAUCUACCCAAAGCUGCAGAGCUCAGCUCACAGCCAGCAGGCAGCCUGCUCCCAGGGAAGGGCAUUGCCACAGAGGGUCACUUACAGCUGGCAUGCUGGGAGGAAUCCAGCAGGAGUACCAGAAACUCCUCGCUGGCUGAAAUGCCUCUGGGUAGCUGUGGCUGUGUCUCAGCCCUUAGCUUGCUGUGUUACAGGCUGCAGAAGCCCUGGCUUGGUUGCUUUCCCUGGCCUGUAGAUCCAUGGAGCACAUCCUGCAAAGCACUACUUGUGGCUUUCCUGUCCAGUGGUAGCUGCUGGGGAGGGUGUAGCAGUGGUGAGCUGGGUGCUUGCUGGACAACAGCAGUAUGCUCUGAGGAUAUGUACAGGAUAUGUACAGGCAGUUGGCUGCCCAACAGCAGCUCAGGCUGAAGCAUCCUGCACUAGAGGUCAGGCAGCACACACAAAGGUCACUGAUCCUACAAGGCUUUCUGAGAGUGCUGCUUGAUCUCUUGUACAGGCUCAGGAUGCUUCAGAUCCAAGCAGGGCCUCACAAGAGCAAGAAAAUGCCCAAAUGCUGCCAAACCUGUGCUCUGCAAAGCUGCAUUCCUGAUGGGGUGCAGGUGUCCGGGAGAACAAAAUCUGCAGCUUGCCUAGGGUCAGCCACAGUGCUUGGAUCACUGCCCCUUGACACUCAGCUCCACUUCCAUGGCUGCUCAGACUUGCAGCCAAGAUCUCCAGGUAACCCAAAUGGCCCUGGUCUGAGUACCAGAUGCAGUGACUUGCUGCAGCCAGCACACAGCUCUGAAGCCUCUUCAGUCUUGGGUUAUGUUCAGAACAAGUUUUUACCUGCUAGUGCUGGGUCUUUGCCAGGCCCAUAAUGCAGUGAGCUGCACUGCAGUGAGCAGUGCACAGCAAAGCAGGACCUUUGAUGUGACCUUAAUUUAUUUUCCUUUUAAACUAUUUCCUUGCUGGUGUGGUUGUGUUCCACUGAAGCAGUGCUGGCUAGUGGCUUGCUGCCCUGUCUGACUCUCCCCACAGGAUGCUGUAGGAUGCUGUUGGCCUCGUACCUGUCCUUAGGAAGAGACCUUGGAUAUUAUCUCUAUGAAGAUGCUGUUAGCAAACCUUACAAAGUUGGGUUUGAAUCUAAACUUUUAAUACCUACAGAAAAGUUCUAUGGAUUGUUUUGGAUUCUGGUAGUCUUUUUACAAAGAUGUCUUUUGGUUCUAGCUGCAGCUUACGUAGGUAGGGUUGAAAGAGCAGCAGCUAAUAAAACCUUUUG
Molecule: messenger RNA, 2860 nt
Organism: Dryobates pubescens (Downy woodpecker)
Lineage: Eukaryota; Metazoa; Chordata; Aves; Piciformes; Picidae
Gene: CEBPG
Product: CCAAT enhancer binding protein gamma
Exons: 1
Coding region: 718-1428 (236 amino acids)
Biological process (GO): DNA-templated transcription; regulation of transcription by RNA polymerase II
Molecular function (GO): RNA polymerase II cis-regulatory region sequence-specific DNA binding; DNA-binding transcription factor activity, RNA polymerase II-specific
Source: RefSeq, a predicted model, not a curated record